Ruditapes philippinarum (Manila clam) is the source of this 5763-nucleotide messenger RNA. RefSeq lists its product as uncharacterized. The transcript has 19 exons. The record is from RefSeq and is a predicted model, not a curated record. Bases 136 to 4872 code for a protein of 1578 amino acids. NCBI's taxonomy places the organism in Eukaryota, Metazoa, Mollusca, Bivalvia, Venerida, Veneridae. Gene Ontology annotation, molecular function: calcium ion binding.
AGCGUGAACUAGACUCUAGUUUCAUUUUGUGCUUGUAUACUGUGUGUAUGUGUGUUUGUGAAAUCCAUUGAUAAAAGUUAAAGAAAGAACACUUAUAUGAAUUUCUAUUGCUUCUAAGUAAUUGUUUCAAGUGAAAUGUCGGCGAGGGUCGUUUAUUUAAUUACAUCUGCCGCGCUUAUUAUUGGACUGACAAAAAACAAGGUAAAUGGAGUGAAAACACAAUGUGAUGUUUGUGAGUUAAAGCAGAUUAGCAGGUGCACUGAAGACGUGCCUUUGGAUUGUAAAGGCGAGUUUCGAACACUGGUUUCCAAGGGAACCAUCUGCAUCCACAAAGUGUGUGGUUUACUCAAACCUGCAGAGUGUACAAUAGGAGGCCGAUGGGUCGGUCCGGAUGGGAAAGAAGUGAAAAGCAAUGUAGAAAAGGAGUGCAACAACGAAGAGUUUCAGUUCGAGAAAGAAGAAAAGAAAGUUCGAGUUAAGAGGGGUUGGUUUCGCAGACGACGACGACGUCGAUCCCCUCCUCCUCCGCCUCCUCCGCCCAAUUGUGGACAGCCGGGUACCAUUGCGCAUACAAGUUUGAGUGUAACCAGUACUUCACAAGGGGGCGUGGCUACAUACACGUGCCAAUCUGGAUACGGACAUACAGGCGGCACAUUGAGGCGUGUUUGCCAGUCCAACGCUCAAUGGUCCGGUAGUCCUCCUACAUGUUCAUAUAUGAAUUCAUGUAGCAGUAGCCCGUGCAAAAAUGGCGGCACGUGCAGUAACAUCCCAAAUUCUUACACAUGCAGUUGUCCGAGCAUUUGGAAAGGUUCAAGAUGUGAAAUAGAUACCGAUGAAUGUGCAUCAUCGUCUCUGAACAAAUGUAACCAGAAAUGCAGCAACACAUACGGAUCUUUCACGUGUUCCUGUAACACCGGUUAUCGUCUGCUCCCAGACAGGCACACGUGCAUAGAUAUUGACGAAUGUGCAGAGAAAACAUCCGGCUGUGACCACGCAUGCGCAAACUCGGCUGGAUCUUUCAAAUGUUCCUGUAGGAAUGGAUUCGAAUUAUCAUCAGAUGGAAAAUCAUGUCGAGACAUUGACGAAUGCGCUAGAGGAACUUCCGGUUGUGAACACACUUGCACUAAUACAGUUGGUUCCUUUACGUGCUCAUGUAAGACCGGGUACCAACUCGCAAUUAACGGAAGGUCGUGUUCGGACAUCGACGAAUGCACUGACGGCACGGCACAUUGUAAAGUGUACUGUACAAAUACUGUCGGGUCGUUCCUCUGUUCAUGCGAGAAGGGCUACGUGCUUGCAGCAGACGGUAAAACUUGUCAAGAUGUUGAUGAGUGCAGUACUAGUAAUGGGUCAUGUGACCAAGUGUGUGUGAACGCGCCUGGUUCCUACACAUGUGAAUGUAAUUCAGGCUAUAUUCUUGCAACAGACGGACACGCAUGCUCAGACGUUGAUGAAUGUAAACAGAAUGUCGAUGGCUGUUCCCAGAAUUGCGCUAACACCCCAGGAUCAUUUAAAUGUAGUUGUAAUUCUGGUUAUGAGUUGAAGGUUGAUCAAAAAACAUGUACAGAUAUCGACGACUGCAAAGGAAUUAUUUGCCAAAAUGGCGGCACUUGUCGAGAUGGUUUGAACAAAUAUACUUGUAUCUGCGCAGAAGGCUUUACAUCAACGCACUGCGAACAAGGGUUUUUGUUUUUUGCCUAUGGAUUCGUUACAUACGAGCCCCCACAAGCGGUUGUUGACAUCAAUAUCAAAGAAGAUAUUCUAAACUUUAGGGAUAUACUAGAUCGACUUAAAGGUCGCUUCAAAAUAGAACUUAAAAAAUUAGGCAUAAUAUUUAGGAACACCACAUUGAUGCUUGCUCAUGAUAUUGAAGUAAACUUUGAAACUAUGAAAAGACUUGUAAAUGACUUAUUAAAUGACAUUCUAUCAGGCGACUGGAAAGCAAAGAAACGUCUUGUUGAACAGCUAUGGCAAGAAUACCAAAAGGUGGAACAUAGGAUUAAAUUAUUCUUUGACGAUACAGAAUUUAUCGCUCAAAAUGCUUUCAAAAAUUUUACAAAUAUCAUAAAAGAUGAAAUAGAUUUUGUAAAAACUAAUCUUAAGAAUGCCAUGGAAAAAGUGACAAAUUCUUUGGUCAUAAAAAACACGCCGGACUCCGGAUAUACAGGUUUCGGGUUGAAGUACACGACUUAUGUUCAAUUUCUUGGUCUUAAAUUAGGAGAAUUCGAUUUAGAAUUUGUUGAUUCUGUCGAGCAUCUUUUUAAAUGUAGUCGUUUUGACGCUAUCAGUAAACAUUUUGAAGGCAAAAAAGCUGUAAGAUUUAUUGGAAGGGCAUCACGUGUAUUUGUUUUUUAUGUAUUCAUAAAAAUUCAUCUUGGUGCCGGCAUAGGUGGCGCUUUGUCAGCAGAUAAAGAUAAAUUUGCUCUACAACUUGAGACAUAUGCUCAGUUUUUAGGAAUGAAAGCAACAACGGACCUAUUUAUCACCAAUAAAGGAUUAUAUCUCUAUAUGGAAGGUAAUGUUUGGGACAUUUUCUUGGCACAGUUAGAUAUUUCUGCAGAAAUGAAAUCAGAGUGGCAUCACAUUGUAUACAAAGUAAGUGGUCGUUUUCUAGCAAAAAGCAGAAAAAGGCGUCAAAUUCAGACCAGAAGCGAAUCAUUUCAAGACAGUUAUUUAGAUGCCUUGAAAAAAGUAGUUAACAAGAUUGCAGAUAUGGCGACAAAACGCUUAAGCCAAGCACAAGAAGGCCUCAAAGCUGCACAAGGAGGACUUUCAAAAGCUCAAGACUGGCUUGAAGAAAAGAAAUCAGUUGUAAAAGUGCAAAUGAAAAGGAGCAAAAAACAGCGGUAUCAGUUAGCCCAGUUUGUUGUUGAUAAAUCACGUGUCGUGUUGGAUGUUGCUGUUGGUUUGCUUGAUGUUGCCAAAUUAGGAUUAGAAUUUUCAAAAGGUGUUCUUGAAGCAGCAAAUGCAGUUCUUGAGGGAGUUAAAGUCGCUAUCGGUGUUGCUGCUAAAAUUCUCGAGUUUGUAAUAGAUUUUGGACUGAAAAAUUUGCUUGACGUCAGAAAUUGUGGCUUCAAUGUGGAAUUGUCAACCCAUGACCUACCGGUAUUUGAUAUUUUUUGCGACAUAAAUGCUUUCCGAUUAGGUUGGAAAACUAUCACAAUAAGAAUUAACUUUAAAAAUAUAGUGCAAAGUUUAUGGAAUGCGGCAAGAGCAACAAUUGACAUGCUUAGUAAAUUGAUUGGUGGUAUCGGAAGAAGACGUAGAGAGCUAGAAUUUAAAGCGUCUGCUAAAAUGCACGCAUAUAUUAGAAAAAUAAGAGAAGCUAAUUUUGACAACGGUACCUAUCAGUUUUCAAAUGAAAGCAAUGAAUUCAUAGAUAUUGUUGAUGAAAUUCUUGGAUUUAAUAAUCAUAGUAAUACUGAUUAUGAAAGUAGGUCAAUAAUUUUCAAAGAAAAAUGUAAAACGACCACUCAUGUAAUGAAAUUUAUGAACGAUGCGUUAGGAUCAUUGAAUGAAGUUGUGAAUGAAUCCAGAAAGUACAUGGAUGAAUUAGCCAUUCUUAACGAUCAGCUUCAACAGUUUACAAUCGAAGGCCUGGCGGAAAAUAUGACAUUAGAUAAUGCAGGAAUAAGUAAAGAAUAUGCAGAACGAGAUUAUAACAUGACAGAAGAUGACUUGAAUCGAGCAUUAAAUGAAUCAAAAGCUGCCCUUGCUAAUGAUCCGCUUCUCAGGGAAAUAAAUUCGUCAGCUUCAAUGGCAAUGGAGUCAAUGAAUGCAGAAAAAAAGUCAAUAGAGUCAAUUAAUUUUCUAGAAAUUUGGUUGGAUGAAAUGUCAAACAUUUCAAGCGAGUAUUUCAAUGCUUCACAAUGUAAUGGAUUCAAAGACUGUGUCUUAUAUGCCAUUUCCGAAUUAUAUACUUCAUUUGAAGAUGAGGAUAUUCCAAAUAUAGACAACAUCCGAAAAGCUAUUCUUGAUUUAGAAUAUAUUCUAAUAGAAUUAUUCCAAAACCAGUUGUCAUUGAUUGAAGAAUCAGCAGCCGCAAUGGAUAGAAUCAUGUCAUACAUAACACUUAUCAUCGAAUCUAACCCAUUCUGCUCAGAAGCACCUAUAUUUCUAACGGUGUUGAAAAAUCAAACAGUACUUAAUGGUACAGAUGUGUUAUUUGCAUGCAAUGUUACCGGAUCCCCGUUUCCAAAUAUAAAAUGGUUUAUGGAAGACAACCUAUUACCAAACGAAACAGAUAUGCAAUUGGUGAUUAACAAUGUGACAUUGAAUGACAGCGGCGUUUAUAGAUGUGAGGUUGGAAACGUUGUUGCUAAUUUAACAUCAGCAAACGCCUACCUUAAAGUCUUUACAUACGAUGACGAUGAAUGCCAAACGGAGAAUGGUGGAUGUGAACAUACUUGUGAAAACUUUGUUGGGUCUUACAUAUGUAAUUGCUUCAAUGGUUACAGACUAAACGAAGAUCGCAAGCAUUGUGAUGAUAUAGACGAAUGCUUGAUUGGUACGUCAACUUGCGAGCAGACAUGCUCAAAUAAUCAAGGAUCAUUUACAUGCGGAUGUGAAGAUGGUUUUAAGCUGAACAAAGACGGUCAUUCCUGUCAAAUUUCAUCCGGACUAGAUGACCGUAUAUUAGUGGUGAUUGUAUCAUGUUGCGUUCUUGUCGUCGCUAUAUUUGCUGCAAUCGGGGCAUAUCUCUACAUAAAGGCAAGAUCACCUAAAGUCUUACCUGAGGUAGAAAAAGAAGUCGAGAUGACAAAUGUUAAACCUUUCACAUACGGACCUAUGCCUACACAAGAAUACGGCCCUUCAAAACCCGUGUUUGAUAAGAAUAUUCUGGUACAAGCAAUUGGCAAUGGGAAGGAAUAAUAUGUUGUAAACAUGUUUUAUUGACUGAUUUAUAAUGACUGAGAUUUUAGUGGAAAAAUAUUUCAAAUUAUGAUAUAGUAAUAUAACGUUAUAAUAUCUUACAAAUCGUUAAAUUGUGUAAACGUUUGAUUGAAUCUCCAGUUAGGUGAGUCUAUUGAUGAUUGCUUGUUUUUUAAGAGUAAGGUAUCUUAUACGCACUUUGUAGCAAUUCUGUUAGACCAGCGUCUAUACAACUGACUGACUUUUUUUAUCUUGAUAUCACCCAAAAAAGAUGAUGAACAGUUCUAAAAUAAAAAUUAAAGCUAGAUAGGUGCAUAUAUGAAAGUAAGCUAUUCUGAAGAAUGGUCAUGUUCUAAUGAUCCUAUAAUCAUCCUAUACGUACUUUGUAUAAAACAUAAGUCAGGGUAAUUUGUCUUUGAUCUUGAAUUAUAGCGGGCAUUUAAUACACAGUUUAAAAAGUUCGUGCUUUCACUUGUGUGAUAAUUUAUUCUACGUCUGUAUAUGUAUUUGGUGUUGAUGGCUACAUGUCUAUCACUUUGUUUGAGUGCUUUUAUUUUAAAUUGUUGUUUUCUUUAUAUAUGAAAGAUAUUACUACGACACAUUCGUGUUGGAUGAUAUGAUUUUUAGUCUGUCAUAUUGUUUUAUGUUAUCAUAUUCACUUGUUUUAUCAUUAAUUAAUUAUAUGAAUUAAUUGAUUGAUUUCAAUAUGAGAUAAUUUCAUAUUACUAAAUCUUUACAAGAGUAUACAUAGCAUAGUACAUGUAAACAAAAAAAGACUUCUGCAGAAAGUCUGAAAAACAAACAUUUUGAUUUAUUAUAUUAAUUGUAUUUUUAAGACAUUUUACAAUUUUGUAAGAAAAAAAAAGAAGAAAAUAAAUGCUUAAUUAAGAA